Choloepus didactylus (southern two-toed sloth) is the source of this 2783-nucleotide messenger RNA. RefSeq names its product transmembrane channel like 8 (gene TMC8). Gene Ontology annotation, molecular function: mechanosensitive monoatomic ion channel activity. NCBI's taxonomy places the organism in Eukaryota, Metazoa, Chordata, Mammalia, Pilosa, Megalonychidae. Bases 306 to 2768 code for a protein of 820 amino acids. Gene Ontology annotation, cellular component: plasma membrane. The transcript is spliced from 16 exons. The record is from RefSeq and is a predicted model, not a curated record.
GGAUUCCAGGAACCCACACCCCAGCCCGCAGCAAGUCUUCUGGGAGCAGCUGUUCCCCAGGAAGAGGCACAGCCAGCCUGGGGGCCAGGGGUGACGCACAGUCCCUCUCCUACGCCCCUCCGCCGACCCGCCAGUGACAGGGAAACUGAGGCCCCUGGCCAUGUGUGGCUCUGAGAGGUGGAGCGGGACUGAGCCCGGUGGCCAGCCAGGCAGCUGGAUGGCUUCUCUUCCUCUCUGGUCAUCCUGAGCCGAGACCUGGAGGCCCACCCACCCGGCGCCCCUAGCCUGCAUCCCCGCCCGCAGAGAUGCUGGGGCAGGGGUCGGAGCAGCCGGGCCCCGAGCCGGAGGGCGAGCAGCUGUGGGAGCAGGAGAUGGAGCGGCUCUGCGCCUCCCGGAUGCCCGUGCGCACGCUGCCCUACGCCAUGGUGGACAAGCGCGUCAUUCUGCAGCUGCGGGAGCCCGACGGGGUGCGGAGCUCGUGCCCGGAGCGCUGGCGGCGCAGGCUGCGGAAGGCAGGACGGCGCCUCCGGGAAGCAGCGCGGCGGCUGGCCCAGGGCUUUGGGCUCUGGGAGGGGGCUCUCUACGAGAUCGGGGGCCUCUUCGGCACUGGAAUCCAGUCCUACUUCACGUUCCUCCGCUUCCUGCUGCUGCUCAACCUGCUGACCCUGCUGCUGACCGUCAGCGUCGUGCUGCUGCCCCUCAUCUGGCUCCACGUCCCAGCCCCGGGUCCCGCCCUUAACUUGACCCUCCACUGCCCCGGUGGCCACCCAUCCCAGCCUGGCCUUCCCAAGUUCCACAACCAACUUUGGAAUGUCUUAACUGGCAGGGCGUUUGACAACACCUAUCUCUUCUACGGCGCGUACCGGGCGGGCCCCGAGAGUGGCACAGUCUACAGCAUCCGCCUGGCCUAUCUCCUCAGCCCGCUGGCCUGCCUGUUCCUCUGCUUCUGUGGGACGCUACAAAGGAUGGUGCAGGGGCUGCCACAGAAGCUGUUCCUGGGCCAGGACUAUAGGACACCGCUCAGUGCCAAGAUCUUCUCCUCCUGGGACUUCUGCAUCCGCGGGUGGGAGGCUGCCACCAUCAAGAAGCAUGAGAUCAGCAACGAAUUCAAGGUGGAGCUGGAGGAGAGCCGCCGCUUCCUGCUGGUGCAGCAGCAGUCCCGGGCGCAGCGGGCCUGCCAUCUGCUCGCCCACCUGCGCGUGAACGUCCUCAUCGGGCUGCUGGUGGCCGGGGCCAUCAGCGCCAUCUACUGGGCCACCAAGUUCUCGCAGGACCACAAGGAGGAGCCGCUGUUUGUGCUGCUCCAGUACCUGCCCCCUGGAGUCAUCGCCCUCGUCAACUUCCUGGGUCCCCCGCUGUUUGGGUUCCUGGUCCAGCUGGAGAGCUAUCCUCCCAGCACCGAGGUCAACCUCACCCUUGUCUGGUGCGUCAUACUGAAGCUGUCCAGCCUGGGGAUGUUCUCCUUCUCGCUGGGCCAGACUGUGCUGUGCCUCGGCAGAAACAAGACCAGCUGUGAGUCGUUCGGCUACGACGCCUGUGACUACCAGUGCUGGGAGAACUCCGUGGGGGAGGAGCUCUACAAACUGAGCACCUUCAACUUCCUCCUGACGGUGGCCUUCGCCUACCUUGUCAGCCUGCCUCGCAGGCUGCUGGUGGAACGCUUCUCCGGCCGCUUCUGGGCCUGGCUGGACCGUGAGGAGUUCCUGGUGCCCAAGAACGUGCUGGACAUCGUGGCAGGGCAGACGGUCACCUGGAUGGGCCUUUUUUACUGCCCUCUGCUGCCCCUGCUCAAUAGCGUCUUCAUCUUCCUCACUUUCUACAUCAAGAAGUACACCCUCCUGAGGAACUCCAAGCGGUCCUCCCGGCUCUUCCGUGCCUCCAGCUCCACUUUCUUCUUCCAGCUGGUCCUCCUCCUGGGCCUGCUCCUGGCCGCCGUGCCCCUGGUCUACGUGGUCAGCAGCAUCCACUCCUCCUGGGACUGCGGCCUCUUCUCCAACUACUCGGCCCCCUGGCAGGUGGUCCCGGAGCUGGUGGCCCUCUGGCUGCCACCCGCCAGCCAGCGCGCCCUCCAGUACCUGGGCUCCCACGCCUUCAGCUUCCCCCUCCUUAUUCUGCUCAGUCUCAGGCCAAUGCCAGGGCCAUCCAGGGGCUCCGGAAGCAGCUGGUGUGGCAAGUCCAGGAGAAGUGGCACCUGGUGGAGGACCUGUCGCGACUGCUGCCGGAGCCGGGCCCGGGCGGCUCUCCGGGGCCAGAGUCCCCUCGCUCCCAAGCCUCGCGCCCGCUGUCCUUCUGCCCCGGCUUCCCGUGCCCUGGCUCCCCCGGCCCCAGGUCCCAUGGGCCGGGACCCUCCCCCGCGGAUGCCGCCGGGCCGCGCUCCCCGGGCCAUGGACCGCGCGGCGCCCCGGCCCCUGCCUGCAGAUUCCGCUUCUCCAGCGGCGCGGAGGUGCUGUAGCGCCGACCCCCGCCUCCACCCGGAGCCUCCCCGGGCCCGACUUCCAGGCCCCCUGCCCCCGAGUCUCCCCUGCCCGACGCCCCUGGUCCGCGGAGACACCGCCCCUCCCCGUGCCCUCCGGGCCUCGGGCAGGGGUCCCCAAAGAGGGGCGCGCCCACCCAGGGGCAGCAGGAAGAAAAUGUGGGAACUUCUAUUAUGCUUUUGUCUCAUCCCUUUAAGACUUCUAUUUUCAUGUGAAUGUUUUAUAUUAGUAUCGUCAUUCAUGAAUACAGUUUAUAAAAACAUCUCUUGGGAGUGCUCAGAAGUUGUUCUCUGAGGGGAGCAGAGUCAU